This is a messenger RNA of Osmerus eperlanus (European smelt), 1173 nucleotides long. Its product is annotated as DNA damage-inducible transcript 4 protein-like. The record is from RefSeq and is a predicted model, not a curated record. Gene Ontology annotation, molecular function: 14-3-3 protein binding. NCBI's taxonomy places the organism in Eukaryota, Metazoa, Chordata, Actinopteri, Osmeriformes, Osmeridae. Gene Ontology annotation, cellular component: cytoplasm. Gene Ontology annotation, biological process: response to hypoxia; apoptotic process; negative regulation of TOR signaling. Bases 122 to 793 code for a protein of 223 amino acids. The transcript has 2 exons.
AUAUACUUUUAGGUACAUAAAUGUAAUGUUCCAUUGUUGUAAUUGUGUUUUUGUGUUCAGCUUGACUGGUAGUUAGAAUCAGGACCAUCUUCAGAAGUGUAAUCAAUUGUAGAGGCUAAAAAUGCCGUGUAAUAAUUCAGUGGACGAGAGUUAUCCUCCUUCCCCUCCGGAUUAUGUGAGAGGUUGUAAACGGCUGUCAUGGGGAAAUUUGGAGCAGAGACUGACUGAAAUCAAGAUUAGUCAGAGUCUAACGUCAGAUCAAUAUAGUAUGAAUGAAAAUGGAUCGGUUUCAGACAUGUCCCUGACAUCAGAAAGCAGCAUGUUCUGUGAGCCACUGGAGGAGACGCUGUGUGCACAGGUCGUCGAGACCAUAGCUCAGAAGCUUACUGACCCUUCUGACAAUGUGCUGAGGUGCUCCAAGAUCAUUCUACCAGACCUUCUUCUUCAAAAUAUUAGACAGAAACUUCUCCACUUGGCUGCUGCUGAGCCUUGCGGCCUACGGGGGGCGCUCAUUGACCUGUGUUUGGCACAGGGGGACCAGAAAAGUCUGUGUAGUGUUGACCGGUUAGCUGUUGAGCCUAGCUUGGUACCUACCUUCCAUCUUACUCUGGUUCUCCGGCCAGAUACUGGGGGACUGUGGCCCAAGUUUCAAAAACUUUUUAGGGGGAUCUAUUCCCCUCCCAAACAUCGCACGACUAUGAACCAUAGACACUCCCUGAGACUCAGUACUAGCUUUAUGGCUAUCAAAAGAAAGCUGUACAGUUCCGAAGAGUUGCUUGUGGAGGAGUGCUGACUGCCAUUCUUUGCCAAUGGAAUGAUAUUGAGCAUAAUUUGUGUGUGAUUGUUAGUUACAAAUGUUGCGUCAUUUAUGGAUUCAAGUGUUAUACUUGAAAUAUAUUUCCUUCCAUUGUGGGAUAUAAAUGGGUAUGGUCAGCAUAAAGACCUUAUAGGUUACUUUUUACUUGUUUUAAGGAGCUCAUUGCUUGUUUUUUGGUAGCUAUUCUACAUGUUUUCAUUGUACUGAGUACAAUCAACAGUAAGACAAUCUAUUGUUCCAUCUGAAACCAUGCCUUUAACUACAUUGUGAUUUGAUACUUAAAUAUCCAUGUUAAAACCAGGGUUCCUUUUUGUACUUUCACUGAGGUGUAAUAACAGAAUGCACGUUUUCAAGCA